Rhagoletis zephyria (snowberry fruit fly) is the source of this 341-nucleotide messenger RNA. RefSeq lists its product as uncharacterized. Gene Ontology annotation, molecular function: single-stranded DNA binding. Gene Ontology annotation, biological process: double-strand break repair via homologous recombination. Gene Ontology annotation, cellular component: nucleus; Smc5-Smc6 complex. Lineage: Eukaryota; Metazoa; Arthropoda; Insecta; Diptera; Tephritidae. The record is from RefSeq and is a predicted model, not a curated record.
AGGUAAGAAAACCCUUCAUCGAACGCUUUUUCCUACACUGGGGUACUCUAGUGAACUCAACGAACAAAUCAACGCUGGCGGCGGCCAUCGUUUUUGGGCUAGGCGGCAAACCGAGAGUUUGGCAUUCACUUUCCCGCUCGAGUUCAAUUGGUGACAUACGUCUCGGUAAAUUCACUUAUAAAUUUGGAGACGACACCGUGUCGAAGAUAAACUGUUUGACUACUAUAAUGGAAUUUAAGAUACAAAUUCGCAAUUUACGCCAAUUCCUGCCAAAGGACCAUGUGCAGGAUUUCGCUAAAAUAGAUUCACAAAAAAUCUUAAAUACCAUGAACUUAGUCUGU